AUGACUAAUAUGCUAAACCCAUCUUUUCACGUAUAUUACUCGAAACAACUUAACCAACUUCCACGAUCCAUCAAAAUAGAUAUAUGGCGUCGCCUUACAUCUCGAAAAUACCCAUUAUCGCUAGAACAGGCAAGUAGUAUACACCCCGAAGUGGAUGAUAUGUUAAAUCAAGCAGUCGGAAAAUAUAUUAAGAAAAAGGAGCAUCAGAAGAUGAAGCCUAUUACUAGCAACUGUGAAACUUCACUAAGGCAAGAAAAUGAGGAGUUGUGUAUAUCAAAGCAGGUAUUGGAAAAAAAGAUUGAAGAGCUUCUCGAUUUACAAGAACAGUAUAAGUCUCGUGAGGUAGCUAUGACCAAGUCUUUAGAGGAGAGUGGUGAGAAAGUCGCCCAAUUAUCAAAUUCAGUAGCUUAUUUCAAGAGUAUAAUCCCUGAUACGAAAAAAGCUCUUGCAUCAGCUGAAAAGUCCAUUGACCUGUUAGAGAAUAAAUGCCGGCACCUGGAGAAUAUUAUUACUGCUAAAGAUAGAAAAAUUAUCGCUCUUGUCGAUCAGAUUCUGAAGCAUAGUGAUGCGACUAUAGAACCAAAAACUUAUUCUAGCAAUAGUGAAAGGAAAUUAUGGGCGAAAAGGCGUAUCGAAUCUGAAUAUGAUCUAGAAGUUCAGAAAAAAUAUACAUUUCGGGAUUUGGCAGGUAAAUGA
Molecule: messenger RNA, 696 nt
Organism: Rhizophagus irregularis DAOM 181602=DAOM 197198
Lineage: Eukaryota; Fungi; Glomeromycota; Glomeromycetes; Glomerales; Glomeraceae
Source: RefSeq, a predicted model, not a curated record